This is a messenger RNA of Chaetomium globosum CBS 148.51, 777 nucleotides long. RefSeq lists its product as uncharacterized. Gene Ontology annotation, molecular function: 3-oxo-5-alpha-steroid 4-dehydrogenase activity. Gene Ontology annotation, biological process: steroid metabolic process. Gene Ontology annotation, cellular component: membrane. NCBI's taxonomy places the organism in Eukaryota, Fungi, Ascomycota, Sordariomycetes, Sordariales, Chaetomiaceae. The transcript is spliced from 2 exons. Bases 1 to 777 code for a protein of 258 amino acids. The record is from RefSeq and is a predicted model, not a curated record.
AUGACCACCACCACCACCACAGGCCUCAUCCCCAACUGGUACCCGCCCAACCGGCCCAACUACGACCUGAUCCUCACCCUCUGGCAAUUCUUCCCGCUGGCCGCCUCCCUCCAAUGGGCUCAUCCCCUGAUCAAUCCGGAAAGACUGGUGGAGGAGGGAGGGUUGCCGUGGCAGAAUAAAUUGCUGGGCGGGCUGUUUGUGACGCACUACCUGUACCGGGCGGUGGUGUUCCCGUUUCUGCAGCCGAGCAUGUCGCCGCUGCAUGUGAUUAUUUGGGCGUCGGGGGUGUUUUUCCAGGUGACGAAUGGGCUGGCGAUUGGGGGGUGGUUGGCGGGGUAUGGCCCCGCGACGCAGGCGGAGUGGGCGGCGGCGACGGGGUCGUGGCAGUUUGUGGGCGGGGUGGGGGUGUUUUUUGCGGGGCUGGCGGCGAAUUAUUGGCAUGAUGAUGCGUUGAGGGAGAUUCGAAGGCGGGCGGCGAGGAGGGCGGCGAGUGGGAAGAAGGGGGAUGGGAAGAGUGCUGCGGUGGACAAGGUGUAUGAGAUUCCGCAGGCGGGGCUGUUCAAGGUGAUGCUGUACCCGCACUACUUUGUGGAGUGGGUCGAGUGGUUUGGGUUCUGGAUGGCGGCUGGCUGGGGGUGCGUGCCGGCGAGGUGCUUCCUGUUCAACGAGAUCGCGGCGAUGCUGCCGCGGGCCGUGAGCGGGCGCAAGUGGUACGUGGAGAAGUUUGGGGAGGAGAAGAUUCGCGGGCGGUGGGCGGUUAUCCCGGGGGUUUGGUAG